CGGAGCGGAGGUGCCGCUGCUACUGUUGUUGUUACCGGCGUGUGUGUUGUGUGUGUGAGUGUGUGAGCCACUCCGGCCAAGGUUACUGCGGAUUUACCUUCUUCAAAUUCACCGGAGUGACCGGAAAGAAGCGCGCGCACUGAGAGCAUGGCUCUUCUGCAACAAAGGGAAACUCAGAAGCGGAAAGUUUAAAGGAAUAAGGAGCUGCAGAAUUACGCAUUCGGAGGUCCGAGGGAACACGAACUCAGGAGCGAUGUACUUCUCUAAAUGGGAUUUGUUGUGUUUCUUCUGGUGCUGUAAGCUGGUUUCGCUGGCGCACUGUUACACCGUUCAUAUCAGUGAGGAUGCAGGUACAAGGACAGUGGUGGCCGGCUUGGAGCAGGGCGCAUGGUGUACUUUGGAUCAGGUACUCGCUCCUAAAUUCACUGAGCGGUUCCUGCAGACUGACUCUGUAGCGGGCAUUGUGUUUGUUUCGGACUCUGUAAAGUGCCCCACGCUGCGCUCCAACCCCUUCACUGUGUUCACUGUGGCUGACUGCACAGACUCCGGCUACAGGCACCUCCUCACCAGCCAGCACGAAGUACAUGUGCACGGUAGGAACUGUUCAAACAAACGAAGAAAACCUCAGUGGGACAUGGAGGUACUUAGUUUGUUAUACACUCGCAGCCACCACAACUCAGAAUGCCACCAAGCAGGCUCUGCUUUAUUUUCAGUGGGGGGUCUGCUACCUGGAACCCCAGUGAGAUGCAAAGUGACCAACAGCCGUAACUUUUAUUUCUCAGAGGGGGACUUGUGUGUGUCUGAGACUCUGUGCUGGAGGCAGGACACACUCUAUGAGCUGGACUUGCUCUGUGAUGUACUUACUAGAAAUGGAUUGAGCACUACAGUCAAGCCAAUCACCAUCCACUGGCGUGUAGGGCAGGGGCCCUUUAGACAGGCCCACUUGGGGAAAUUGUUAGAAAAAGCAGCUCAGUCUGAUUCAGGGAUUGUGAGCAGGAGGAGGAGAAGCAUUAAUAGCAGCCCCCAGUUUCAGCCUCCAAUGUACCAAGUGGCUGUGGCAGAAAAUAAGCAAGCUGGGACUCCCGUUGGUUUGAAAGCAGUGGAUGUGGAUGAGGGUGAGGCAGGUCGACUAGAGUACUUUAUUGAGGCGCUCUUUGAUAGUCGCUCCAACAACCUCUUUGCUGUGGAUCCUGCCAACGGAGCGGUGUCCACAGUGGAGGUGCUGGACCGGGAGACUAAAGACACCCAUGUGUUUAGAGUGACCGCAGUUGACCACGGCUCGCCCCGCCGUACAGCUAUGGCCACCCUCACUAUCACAGUCAGUGACACGAAUGAUCAUAACCCAGUGUUGAGCAGCAGGACUAUAGGAAACAUCAGGGAGAAUCUAGAAAUAGGUUAUGAGGUGCUGACCGUGAGGGCCACAGAUGGGGAUGCACCUGUUAAUGGUAACAUCCUCUAUCGUAUUAUCAAUAGUAACGGGUCGAAUGAUGUGUUUGAAAUUGAUUCCAGGUCUGGUGUGAUUCGCACCAAAGGUCUGGUAGACAGAGAGGAGGUUGAAGCAUAUAUGCUGUUAGUUGAGGCAAAUGACCAAGGUCGUGACCCCGGGCCCCGCAGCGCCACAGCUACUGUUCACAUCGUGGUUGAGGAUGACAAUGAUAACGCCCCCCAGUUCAGUGAGAAACGCUAUGUGGUCCAGGUGCCAGAGGACAUGACCCCUAACACAGAGAUCCUGCAGGUCACUGCUACUGAUGAGGACAGAGGGAGCAACGCUAUUGUCCACUUCAGCAUCAUGAGUGGGAACACCAGGGGACAGUUCUAUAUCGAUGCUCAGACAGGUAAAAUGGACCUCGUGAGUCUGGAUUAUGAGGCCAACAAAGAAUACAUAAGAAUCAGGGCUCAGGAUGGAGGACGUCCUCCGCUGUCCAACAUCAGUGGCCUGGUCACUGUGCAAGUGUUGGACGUUAAUGACAAUGCCCCCAUUUUUGUAAACCCAUUCCAGGCCACCGUGCUGGAGAACGUACCGCUGGGCUACUCCAUCAUUCACAUCCAAGCAGUGGAUGCAGACUCUGGUGACAACUCCAGGCUGGAGUACCGUCUCACUGACACGACACCAAACUUCCCCUUCAGCAACAACAGCACAGGGUGGAUCGUAGUGGCAGCCGAACUGGACAGGGAGAGCGUAGAUUUUUACAACUUUGGAGUGGAGGCCCGGGAUCAUGGAUAUCCCAUCAUGUCCUCCUCAGCCAGCAUCAGUAUGACUAUUCUUGACGUCAACGACAACAACCCAGAGUUCACUCAAAAAGCGUACUACAUGCGAUUGAAUGAGGACGCAGCUGUUGGGACCAGCGUGGUGACAGUGUCAGCUGUGGACCAGGACAUUAACAGUGUAGUGACGUAUCAGAUAUCCAGCGGAAACACCCGCAACAGGUUCUCCAUCACGAGUCAGAGUGGAGGGGGGUUGAUUACACUGGCUCUUCCUUUAGACUACAAACUAGAACGCCAAUACGUCCUCACUGUCACUGCCAGUGAUGGUACGCUGUUUGACACAACCAAAGUGUUUGUUAACGUCACUGACGCCAACACACACCGGCCUGUGUUUCAGAGCUCACAUUACACAGUCAACAUUAAUGAAGACAGGCCUGUUGGAACAACUGUGGUUGUAAUAAGUGCCACAGAUGAGGAUACAGGUGAGAACGCACGCAUCACCUACUUCAUGGAUGACAGUAUCCCCCAGUUUGACAUUGACUCGGACACAGGCGCAGUCACCACACAGAUGGAGCUGGAUUAUGAAGAUCAGGUUUCCUAUACUCUAGCUAUCACGGCCCGAGAUAACGGUAUCCCACAAAAGUCUGACACCACCUACCUGGAAAUAUUGGUAAGUGAUGUCAACGACAACUCCCCCCGCUUCCUCAGAGACCACUAUGUGGGCUCUGUGAUGGAGGAUGUCCCUGUGUUCACCAGCGUUGUCCAAGUUUCGGCCACAGACAGAGACUCAGGGCUUAACGGCCGGGUCUUCUACACCUUCCAGGGCGGGGAGGAUGGUGAUGGAGAUUUCAUAAUUGAAUCCACCUCAGGCAUUGUUCGCACAUUGCGCAGAUUAGACAGGGAAAAUGUGCCUGUUUACAGUCUGCAGGCUUUUGCUGUGGAUAAAGGAGUUCCUGCUCUGAAAACCCCUGUGAACAUCCAGGUCACAAUCCUAGAUGUGAAUGACAACCCCCCUGUGUUUGAGAAAGAUGAGUUUGAUAUUAUGGUGGAGGAAAACAGCCCCAUAGGCGUUGUGGUUGCUCAUAUAUCAGCCACAGAUCCAGAUGAAGGUAGUAAUGCACAGAUUAUGUACCAAAUAGUUGAGGGUAACAUACCUGAGGUGUUCCAACUGGACAUUUUCUCUGGAGAACUGACUGCAUUAAUAGACCUGGACUAUGAAAGCAGGUCUGAGUAUGUGAUUGUGGUCCAGGCCACCUCUGCCCCACUCGUCAGCCGCGCCACCAUCCACAUCAAACUUGUCGACAAGAACGACAACAUCCCUGUGCUCAAAAACUUCCAGAUCAUCUUCAACAACUAUGUUACGGAGAAAUCGAGCAGCUUCCCCACUGGAGUGAUCGGACGCAUCCCUGCACAUGACCCUGACAUCACGGACCAGCUCCACUACAGCUUUGAGGUGGGAAAUGAGCUGAAUCUAGUCGUCCUGAACCAAAGCACAGGAGAGAUCCAGCUGAGCCAGGCCCUGGAUAACAACCGGCCCCUGGAGGCCUCCAUGAGGAUCUCAGUGUCAGAUGGUGUCCACUCAGUGUCGGCUCAGUGUCUUCUCCAAGUCACCAUUAUCACUGAUGAGAUGCUGUCCAACAGUAUCACACUGAGGUUAGCCAACACCUCCCAGGAGCAUUUCCUCUCCCUGCUGCUCGCUCAGUUUCUGGACGGAGUGGCCCGUGUUUUAUCCGCCGCCCCCGAGGAUGUCGUCAUCUUCAACAUCCAAGACGACACGGAUGUCAGCGCUCGCAUCCUCAAUGUCAGCCUGUCCGUAGCCGUACCCAUGUUGGGAGAAGCACAUCAGAGGGUUGGAGGUUCUGACCACAGCGGGGACCGGCCUGGGAGAGGACUUGAGAGUGGAGGGGGAGAGUACUUUGGCUCGGAGGAACUCCAGGAGCGGCUGUACUUAAACCGCAGCCUCCUCGCUAAGAUUUCCUCACAGGAAGUUCUUCCCUUUGAUGAUAACAUCUGCCUACGUGAGCCAUGUGAAAACUACAUGAAAUGUGUGUCUGUGCUGAAGUUUGACAGCCUGGCACCAUUUGUCGCAUCAGAUACCAUCCUGUUCAGACCUAUCCAUCCCAUCGCUGGACUGCGCUGUCGUUGUCCAACUGGCUUCACGGGAGACUACUGCGAGACGGAGAUCGACCUUUGCUACUCCAAACCCUGUGGAGCCCAUGGAGUGUGUCGCAGCAGAGAGGGAGGCUACACCUGUGAGUGCUUUGAGGACUACACAGGAGAGCGCUGCGAGCUGUCGUCCCGCUCUGGCCGCUGCGCUCCGGGAGUCUGCAAGAACGGUGGCUCCUGUGUCAACUUACUGGUGGGUGGAUUUAAGUGCGAGUGUCCACCGGGCGGCUAUGAGAAACCCUACUGCGAGAUGACCACACGCAACUUCCCCCCGCACUCCUUCCUGACCUUCAAGGGCCUACGCCAGCGCUUCCACUUCACCCUCUCUCUCACGUUUGCAACCAAAGAGCCACAUGGUUUGCUUCUCUACAACGGCCGCUUCAAUGAGAAACAUGAUUUCAUUGCCAUGGAAAUCAUCAAUGAGCAGAUACAGCUCACCUUCUCUGCAGGUGAGACCAAAACUACAGUUUCACCAUUCAUCCUCGGGGGAGUCAGUGACGGACAGUGGCAUGUGGUUGAGGUCCACUACUACAACAAGCCGAUCCUGAACCAGGCCGGUCUGCCUCAGGGACCCUCGGACCAGAAGGUUGUUGUAGUGACAGUGGACAACUGUGACACCUCUGUGGCCCUGAGGUUUGGUCACAUGAUCGGAAACUACACCUGCUCUGCUCAGAGCAGCCAAUCAGGAUCAAAGAAAUCACUGGACCUGACAGGCCCGCUGCUCCUCGGAGGCGUCCCAAAACUCCCAGAGGACUUCCCUGUCCGCAACCGGCAGUUCGUGGGCUGCAUGAAGAAUCUGCGAAUCGACAACCAGCACGUAGACAUGGCCAGCUUCAUCGCUAACAACGGCACUCUGCCAGGUUGUUCUGCCAAAAGACAUUUCUGCAACAACAACCCAUGUCUGAAUGGAGGAACCUGUGUGAACCUGUGGGGCUCCUUCAGCUGCGACUGUCCUCUUGGAUUUGGAGGGAGAAACUGUGAAAGAGUGAUGGCCAGUCCGCAGCGUUUCCUGGGUAACAGUCUGCUGCAGUGGAACAACCUGGCGGCAGCCUCCGUCCCCUGGCACGUAGAGCUCAUGUUCCGCACACGUCAGGCAAACGCGACACUGCUGCACAUCUCGUCCGGCCUGCAGCACAACCUCACACUACAGCUGCGUGAUGGGAGUGUGCUGAUGGGGCUGCACAAAGGAGAGAACUCCACUCUCUCCCGCGUGGAGGAGGUGCUGGUGAACGAUGGAGAGUGGCAUCAGUUGCAGUUGGAUAUCAGCAGUCUCGGGGGUGUUGCAAGUAACCACAAAGCAGUGUUGUCCUUAGAUCAGGGACUCUACCUGGCCAGUAUGGAGGUGGACGGGAAGCUGCGAGACUCCAAGCUGAAGACUGUGAGCGUUGGUGGUUUAGCAAAGCCUGAUGGGAAAAUUCAGCAUGGCUUCCGUGGCUGCAUACAAGGUCUACGUGUGGGCGGGGCUCUAAGUCUGUCUCACGCCAGGAAGGUGAACGUUGAGCCGGGCUGCAAUGUGCCUGACCCCUGCAGCUCCAGCCCCUGUCCUGUCAACAGCUACUGCAGUGACGACUGGGACAGCCACUCCUGCACAUGCCUUGCUGGAUACUAUGGCACAAACUGCACUGAUGCCUGCUCAGUGAACCCCUGUGAACAUGAGUCAACGUGCACCAGGAAGCUGAGCUCCCAUCGUGGUUACACCUGUGAUUGCCCCAGCAACUACUUUGGCCAUUACUGCGAGAAAAAGACUGACCUGCCAUGUCCAAGAGGCUGGUGGGGUCACAAAACUUGCGGCCCCUGUAACUGUCAGACACACAAAGGCUUUGACUCUGACUGCAACAAGACGAGCGGAGAGUGUCGCUGCAAGGACAACCAUUACCGUCCUGAAGGCAGCGACACCUGUCUGCUGUGCGACUGCUACCCGGUCGGCUCUUUCUCCAGAGCGUGUGACCGGGAGAGCGGACAGUGUCAGUGCAAACCAGGUGUCAUCGGACGCCAGUGUGACCGCUGUGACAACCCCUUUGCUGAGGUUUCUCCUAACGGCUGUGAAGUAAUCUAUGACAGCUGCCCUCAGGCCAUUGAGGCCGGGAUCUGGUGGCCCAGGACUAAGUUUGGUCUCCCUGCAGCAGUUCCCUGUCCCAAAGGAACACUCGGCACAGCGAUCCGACACUGUGAUGAGCACAAGGGCUGGCUCCCUCCCAAUCUCUUCAACUGUACCUCUGUCACCUUCAGCAAGUUGAAACCUCUGUCUGAAAAGUUUUCCCGUAACAUGACGCUCCUGGACUCCGGACAUGUUCAGCAGACAGCGGCCAUGUUGGCCAACGCCACCCUGCACACAGAGAGAUACUUUGGCAGCGAUGUGAAGAUAGCAUACCGACUGAUGCAGAGUCUGCUGCAGCACGAGAGCAGCCAGCAGGGCUUCAACCUCACAGCUACACAGGACGUCCACUUCACGGAGAAUCUGGUCCGUGUGGGCAGCUCCAUCCUGUCUCCAGACACGCAGCCACACUGGGAGCUUAUCCAGCACUCAGAGGGCGGCACGGCGGCGCUACUUCGACACUACGAGGAAUACGCCAACACGCUGGCACAGAACAUGAGGAAGACCUACCUCAGCCCCUUCACCAUCGUCACUCCACAUAUAGUCAUCUCUGUGGAUCGUCUGAAAAAGAUGAAUUUUGCCGGGGCCAAGCUCCCUCGAUACCAGUCCCUGAGGGGUCCUCGUCCUGCUGAUCUGGAGACGGCCGUUACGCUGCCAGAUUCAGUCUUCCAACCACCUGUGGACACAAAGGGCCACAGGCACCUGGACGUCUUCCCAGAGUCAUCACAGAGGAAUCGCUCGGCCAACAGGAAGAGACGCCACCCUGAGGACGGCCAGCAGGACGCCAUCGCCAGUGUGAUCAUCUUCCACAGUCUGGCCUCACUGCUGCCAGAGAGCUACGACCCUGACAAGAGGAGUCUGCGCGUGCCAAAGCGUCCCGUCAUCAACACUCCUGUGGUCAGCAUCACAGUCCACGACAACGACGAGCUGCUGCAGCACCCGUUGGACAAACCCAUCACUGUGCAGUUCCGCCUGGUCUCCACUGAGGAGCGCUCCAAACCUAUCUGUGUUUUCUGGAACCACACCAUACUUGGUGGGAACGGCGGCUGGUCCGCUAAAGGCUGUGAAGUGGUUUUCAGAAACAACACCCACAUCAGCUGUCAGUGUUAUCACAUGACCAGCUUCGCCGUGCUCAUGGACGUCUCCAGGAGAGAGAACGGAGAGAUUCUGCCCAUCAAAAUUGUGACAUGGAGCACAGUUGGAGUGACACUGAGCUUCCUCUUCCUCACCACCAUCUUCCUCCUCUGCCUGAGAGCCAUGCAGAGCAACAAGACGAGUAUUAUCAACAACGGAGCCACUGCUCUCUUCCUCUCUGAGCUCAUCUUCAUCCUGGGCAUCAACCAGGCUGACAACCCGUUUUUGUGCACCGUCAUCGCCAUCCUGCUGCACUUCUUCUAUCUCUGCACUUUCUCCUGGCUCUUCCUGGAGGGGCUGCACGUCUACCGGAUGAUCAGCGAAGUGAGGGACAUCAACUAUGGACCCAUGAGAUUCUACUACCUGAUUGGCUGGGGAGUUCCUGCCUUCAUUACAGGUCUGGCUGUGGGAUUGGACCCUGAAGGUUACGGAAACCCUGACUUCUGCUGGCUCUCCAUAUACGACACUCUCAUAUGGAGUUUUGCUGGACCCAUCGCCAUGGUGGCCUCAAUGAACAUCUUCCUGUACAUCCUGUCGUCCAGAGCGUCCUGCUCAACGAGACACCACAGCAUGGAGAAGAAGCAGCCUCGAGUUUCUGGCCUGAAGACAGCUGGUGGCGUUCUCCUCCUGGUUUCUGUUACUUGUUUUCUGGCGUUGCUCUCGGUCAACAGCGACAUGAUCAUCUUCCACUACCUGUUCGCUGGGUUCAACUGUGUGCAGGGUCCCUUCAUUUUCUUCUUCCGCAUAGUCUUCAACAAGGAAGCGAGGACUGCCAUGAAGUACUGCUGCAGCCGCAAGCGCCCCGAUCAUAUGAUCAAAUCAAAGGCAUCUGGGUACAAAUGCAACUCAAACUACAUGGACGGCCGGCUCUACCAUCUUCCGUUUGGUGACUCAAGUGUUUCUCUGAACGGGACGGUGCAGAGUGGAAAAAGCCAGCAGAGCUAUGUGCCAUUUGUCCUCAGGGACGAUGGGUUAAGUAACAGUCAGGCUCACAUCGCUCUGAAUGACCACGCAUCACUCUUCCAUGAAACUAAAGAGCACCUGGAUGAUCGUGACAGUGACUCGGACAGCGACUUGUCUCUAGAGGAUGACCAGAGUGGCUCCUAUGCCUCCACACACUCCUCUGACAGUGAGGAUGAGGGUCCACUCCCCCCUGAGGAAUGCUGGGAAAACCUGGCAUCUAAUGGAGUCAAGAGACCACCACCACAUGACAAUGGUUUGAAUAAGAUGUACUGGCCUGCUGGAUACACAGCAACAGGGAGCGACAGCGAGCUCACAGGUGUUGACAGACAGAAGCUGGACUCGCUAAUCAAUCAGGAGCAGAGUCUUAGUCGGGAUCCCCGAAUGUUACCAGAAGGCCGGACACAGGACGGCAUGACACUGCUGCUGCCCAGUCUGCCAAACUUACAUGCACACCCUCACAAAGGGAUCCUGAAGAAGAAGCAGCUUUCUCCUAUAGUGGAGAGAAACGGUCCAAAUCGCCACAACAAUGAACUCUGUGAAAACACUCCGGGCACGGCGUCGCCGCAGGGAUCGACCUCCAGUGACAGAAGAGCCGGCCCGGCUAAACCUGGUCUCCCUGACCAGCUGAACGGUGUCGCCAUGAGUAUCAAAGCGGGGACUGUGGACGGGGACUCAUCAGGAUCAGACAGCCACUGCAACACCACCAUGUGACCGCGCUGACGGAGGGGUGUGUCUUUGCAGGUCAUAGAUCCUCCUUCCUCAACAACGACUGAAAAACGGAAGCAGCGGACUUCCCCAUAAAGACAAAUGUGUAAAAAAAAGAAGGAAUUCCCUCUUGUCAUCAUGUAUGUAUGUGUGUGUGUGUGUGUGUGUGUGUGUGUGUGUGUGUGUGUGUGUGUGUGUGUGUGUGUGUGAGUUCAUACAUGUGUGCCAAACCUCAGGAGUCCCAGCACUGGUCCAGGCUCACGCACACACUGACAAAAUGAGUGUCACUCCCUUUAAACAAAUCCUUUUGUUUACAUACUUGAAGCAAUGCACUUUUUGAAUUCACAGCGCAGUUUGAUUCUUUUUUUUUUUUUUGUAAGUGUUUAAGGACGUAUAUUUUGUUUUUGAAGACUGUGGAACAUUAAAGUGGUCAUGUUUUGUUUGAUUUUGGGAGGGUUGUUUAGUUGUAGACUUGCAAACAUUCAGGGAAAUUCCAUUUUCAAGCAUAACUUCUUUGUGAUGUCUUCCUGGUUUUUGCCUGUUUCUGUUCCUGUCACAGCUCUUUGUCUUUCAGUGCCAGUCUGAAAAGUUUGGCUUUUUAUUGAGUUACUUUGAACGCCUCAUACGUCCGAGAGGCACAAAGCGGUCGAGUGCAGAGACAUUCAGUGGAUUUCAGAACUUGAAAACAAGGACUAAAAGAAUCUGUGUAUCGCCUGUUAAUGUAAGCUCUGAAUAAGCUAUCUCUCAAUGAUGAAGGAUGUUUGGAGCCCACGGACUGCACCACUCAGCCUAUCAGGAGGGAAAACCUGCGUGUGCGGAUCCACAAAGGACUCAAAGGACUUUUGAUACAUCUUUUGUAAAUCACUGAGGGCACAUUUUUUAUGGACAUUUAAAGUUGCUCUCGUUUUGGAUUUGAACACAUCCGUUUAAGUCCCAUGACUAAACAGCUGUAUUUUAUAGAUUAGCUACGCAGCUUUUUGUCAUUUGUAAAAUAAAAACAUGCUGAAUUGUGCUGUAAUACUAUUUGAGCUGUAAUCCAUUUUUACUGUACAGAGUGGUCUGUAAAUGAAUCAAGGACAUAUCUUUAAAUGUAAGUAAAUAUGUAAACUGUUUUUAUCAAAUACCUUUUAUCUGAGUUAAUACCUUACAGUCACAUUGAUGUGACAUCUGUGGAUGCCAUUUCAUCAACCAUAUGACUUUGUUGUAUAAAUUUCAUGCCAUAUGAGUCAACGCUACCAGAGUAAUCAUAUCAGUCUGGUAUCUCAACAGAGAGUUGUUUGUUUGCCUCUGUCACUCCUGUUUUUACCAAUUAAACUGUUUUCUAUAAUUUCAA
Notolabrus celidotus (New Zealand spotty) is the source of this 10601-nucleotide messenger RNA. RefSeq names its product cadherin, EGF LAG seven-pass G-type receptor 2 (gene celsr2). Gene Ontology annotation, biological process: G protein-coupled receptor signaling pathway; cell surface receptor signaling pathway; homophilic cell-cell adhesion. Gene Ontology annotation, molecular function: calcium ion binding; G protein-coupled receptor activity. Lineage: Eukaryota; Metazoa; Chordata; Actinopteri; Labriformes; Labridae. The record is from RefSeq and is a predicted model, not a curated record. Gene Ontology annotation, cellular component: plasma membrane.